CUACUUGGGAUAUAUGGCCAGCUCGCAUUGAUAUUAGUUUUAAACUCUUUUCUGUCCAUCACGGCAUUUUUUAGCAAUGCUUUGGUCCUAGUUGCUCUUCGCAAGGAGUCUCCACUUCAUCCGCCGUCCAAACUCUUGCUUCGUAACCUGGCAACAACUGAUCUUUGUGUUGGUCUUAUUUCACAGCCUCUCUAUGCUGCUUUAUUGCUGACUGGUGUGAAUGAACACUGGAAUAUUUGUCGCUACGUAGCAGUCGUAGUUUCUAUAACAAACGUUAUUUUAUGCGCAGUGUCUUUGUUGACACUGACUGCAAUAAGUGUGGACAGACUUCUCGCCCUUUUGUUGGGGCUUAGAUACAGACAGGUUGUAACUUUGAGGCGAGYUUACGGAACCGUUAUUGCCUUUUGGGCUGUGUCUACUGUCUUGUCAGCAAUCAGGCCCUUUUUAAAUUCCCUUGUAAGCUCAUGGUGCGAAAUUACAUUUGUAUCACUGUGUCUAGUAACCUCGACCUUCAGUUAUACAAAGGUUUUCAUUAACCUCCGCCAUCGACAAAAUCAACUUCAAGACCAAGUGCAGCAACCGAACCAAACAAAUCAGCUGAACAUGUCGCGAUACAGAAAGGCAGUGUCCACUGCACUGUGGCUGCAGUUCACGUUAGUCGCUUGCUAUUUACCAUUUGUAAUAUCGGUAACUUGGCUUAUUCAUGCUGAGCCAUCUUUAUCAGUUUCUCUCGCUUGGAAUUAUACAUACACUUUAGUUUUCUUAAACUCGACAUUGAACCCGAUUCUUUACUGCUGGAAGAUAGACGAAGUGAGACAAGCGGUGAAGGACACAAUCAGACAAGUACUUUGUUAUUGACCGAGUUAGGUCUUUUGGAACUGUAUCAUCCCUUAGCUUACCAAGCAAAGAGAAAAAGGAAAAACCAUUCGAAACAAUAGUUAACGGAUAAGAUUCUCUAAAAGAUGAAAAUUAAGAGUGAUAUUCGGUUUAGUGUACUGGUAUUUUGGCGGCAUUGCAUGUUUCUGUAGGAGUAAUUAUAACAACUGUAAAAGUUUCAUUAUCGUAAAUUAAAAAGUUGUACUAAAGAUUUGUUGGUACAAACUGUGAAUAAAGAUGUGAUAAAAUGCAAUAAAGUCCAAUUCUUCUCCGGUUGGACAUAAACUGCAUAAUUUAAAUACGAUAGAGUUACGUUAAAACAGGUUCAAAAUACAAGAGGAAAGCCGAUUGUGGGUAGAGGUCGAUCUCGUCAAUACGGAAAUAAAGACAGGAUUCUCCUGGGCUUUUAUCAAGAAAUACAUUUGAUGGUCUCUAGCGAUUCGAGAAAAACGAUUCUUCUCAACUUAUAGUCGUAUUUAGUGUGUAACAGAAAAAUUGCAUGUUGAUUUUCACGAUAAACUUUUCAGUUUUGUCUAGUAUGGCGUUUUUGCAUUCUACGCAGCAACUCAG
Molecule: messenger RNA, 1446 nt
Organism: Orbicella faveolata
Lineage: Eukaryota; Metazoa; Cnidaria; Anthozoa; Scleractinia; Merulinidae
Product: beta-4C adrenergic receptor-like
Biological process (GO): G protein-coupled receptor signaling pathway
Cellular component (GO): membrane
Molecular function (GO): G protein-coupled receptor activity
Source: RefSeq, a predicted model, not a curated record